Moneuplotes crassus is the source of this 1429-nucleotide messenger RNA. NCBI's taxonomy places the organism in Eukaryota, Ciliophora, Spirotrichea, Euplotida, Euplotidae. The record is from the annotation of a GenBank genome assembly.
UCAAGGUUAUUGUAUGAUAUAAAUAUUAAAAAUGGACGCAAACGUUCUUUGACCCAUUUGUUAUGAAAACUAUAUCCUACCUGGACAACAACUAGCUUGUGGACAACCAAUCUGUGAACUUUGUCUAGCAAAUUGGGUUGCUAGCUCAGUACAGAUUGUUCCUCAGGACAGAAUAUCUAGAAAAAUGGAGAAAUUUGUACGCUUCGAGAUGAAAUGAGUUAGCUCCGAAUGAUCCAACCUCGAGCCUGGAUGUCUUAAGCAUAUCCUUACAUAUCAGGAAUGAGUGGAAUUUUUGCAAAAAUAUGAAAAUAAAGUAGCUUUUGAAAUAUUCAGCUUGCAUUUAUUAGAGAUGACAAUGAAGGAGCACAAAAACGUCAGGCAAUGACCGAACAAGUCAUGAACAUACUUCGGGACUAUAGAUCCCUCAGUCAAAUGAAAUCGAGAGUUAGAGUGUGAAAAGUGAUAUUGCCAUUGGAAAGAUUCUGUUUGAUACUCUAUUAGUCACAAAAUCAAGGAAGAAAUGUCUAUAUUCAGCUGGAAGCAUUCCUACAGCCAUUAUCUAGCAUCAGUCUUACUCUAAAUUUUGGAUGUCCUUCAUGAGACCAAAGUACUAUGAGAUUGAACAGAAAUGGGCGAAUAAUUGAUUGAAUCUGUUGAGAACACUCUUUCUGCACUAAAUGUGGAAAUGGGGCACAGAGCCCUAUUCAUCAGAACAAGUUCUAUUGAUAUUUGGGCGUCUUCCUGAUGAUAUUUUGGAACUUAUAUAUCAUCUCGUUCACAAUAAACCUCAAGAUCAGCAUUAUAGUGAAGGAUUAUGGACAAUUCUGGAUAGUCAUAGCUACAAACGUCAUUGUAUUCAUUCUUGCAAAUUUGUAUUUCUUUUCAAUACUAUUUGUGAUACUAUUUUAUCUAAAAAUGAAGAGGACCCCUACAACAACUUUACGAAACAGAAUCAUAAGGGCAACCUGGCUUUGAAUCACAGUGUUGUACCCACCAGUGUGGAUAACCGUCGUUGUGCUUAGCCUUGUUUAUAUUUGGUUCUUCCAGAACUUAGGUAUCAUCUUUGGGGUCCAGAUGCUGAUCAUCCUCACUAUUUACUCAUUCCUCUGGGUUGUCAAGAAAUGUAACCAAUGAAGACUGGUAGCCAGGCAGAAUGCACAGCCAGUCAUAGCAGCAAACCAAGGAGCUGUAAAUGCUCAGCAGAAUCAGAUACAACAGCCAUUGCUAAAUCAGGUUCCUCAGCAGCCCCCUAACCAGGUAAACCAAAAUGACUCUUCUGAAUCUUCCUCAGACGAAGAUGACUUGGAGGAGAGCCCCAUGAUUUCUCCUGAAGAAGACAAGGAAGAAAAUAAGGAGGAAGAGAAGUACAACCUGAAUUCUGACAGAUACCCUUAUAACAUUUAGACUACCUUUAUGAUAAUCUUUGAUA